Molecule: messenger RNA, 2919 nt
Organism: Xylaria bambusicola
Lineage: Eukaryota; Fungi; Ascomycota; Sordariomycetes; Xylariales; Xylariaceae
Product: adaptin N terminal region-domain-containing protein
Exons: 5
Coding region: 165-2654 (829 amino acids)
Biological process (GO): intracellular protein transport; receptor-mediated endocytosis; Golgi to vacuole transport
Cellular component (GO): Golgi apparatus; membrane coat; AP-1 adaptor complex
Molecular function (GO): clathrin-cargo adaptor activity
Source: RefSeq, a predicted model, not a curated record
AUCAAGAAUGCCCCACGAUUAGAACUCCCAAUAACGAAACGACGUAAUUUAGGGUCAAAGCAUCAGCAACGUCAACAAUCUGUCUACUAUCUUCUAAUCAACCUGCCUUGGCCCUGGCUAUACAUCCGUAGACGGCCCGCUUGGGGGGGCCGUACUCCAUCACUAUGAGUUCCUUAAAACAGUUUAUCCGUAAUGUGCGCGCCACGAAGACGAUUGCCGAUGAACGUGCCGUCAUUCAGAAAGAAAGCGCUGCCAUUCGAGCCAGUUUUCGCGAAGAGAGCCAUGACCACAACGUGAGGCGAAACAAUGUUGCGAAACUACUUUAUCUCUUCACGCUCGGCGAGAAGACCCAUUUCGGCCAGAUAGAGUGUAUAACGCUGCUCGCUUCACCGCGAUUUGCCGACAAACGUCUGGGCCAUCUAGCGACCAGUCUUCUGCUAGAUGAAAAGCAAAGCGUCCUUACACUAGUCACCAACUCUCUUAAAAGUGACUUAGGCCAUUCGAACCAGUAUAUCGUCGGGCUCGCCCUCUGUACCCUAGGGAACAUUGCUUCUAUUGAUAUGUCUCGAGACUUGUUCCCCGAAAUUGAGAAUCUGAUAUCCACCGCCAACCCUUACAUUCGAAGAAAAGCCGCGCUCUGUGCUAUGCGGAUAUGCAGAAAGGUGCCUGAGCUACAGGAACAUUUUGUCGAAAAAGCUUCACAGCUUUUGUCGGACCGGAAUCAUGGCGUUUUACUCUGCGGCCUAACGCUGAUUACGAGCAUGUGCGAAGCCGAGGAGGAAGAGGGUACUGACGAAGGCAUUAUUGAGAAAUUCAAGCAGUUCGUUCCACUGCUUGUAAGGACAUUGAAGGGGCUUGCAACAUCUGGCUAUGCCCCAGAACAUGAUGUCAUGGGUAUUACCGACCCUUUCUUGCAGGUCAAGAUUCUUCGCCUCCUGCGUGUACUUGUUCGUGGAGACGCUGAAGGCACUGAGCAAAUCAAUGAUAUAUUGGCGCAAGUAGCCACGAACACCGAUUCAUCCAAGAAUGUGGGCAAUUCGAUAUUAUACGAGGCUGUACGUACGAUUCUUGACAUUGAGGCUGACUCUGGCUUGAGAGUGCUUGGCGUCAACAUCCUUGGCAAGUUCCUUACAAACAGGGACAACAACAUCAGAUAUGUGGCCCUAAACACAUUAAUUAAAGUGGUAGCGAUUGAGCCCAAUGCCGUCCAACGACAUCGUAACACUAUCCUCGAGUGUUUGCGAGACCCGGAUAUCAGUAUAAGGAGACGAGCUCUUGAUCUCAGUUUCACACUCAUCAAUGAGAGCAACGUUCGUGUACUCAUUCGCGAACUACUCGCAUUCUUAGAAGUUGCGGACAACGAAUUCAAACCUAGCAUGACGAGCCAAAUCGGUAUUGCUGCUGACCGAUACUCUCCUAACAAGCGGUGGCAUGUAGACACAAUGCUGCGAGUGCUAACACUUGCCGGGAACUACGUGAAAGAACCUAUCCUUGCCUCGUUCGUUCGACUCGUAGCUACCACACCAGAGUUACAGACCUAUGCUGUACAGAAACUGUACAUCAGUCUGAAGAAAGAUAUCACCCAAGAGAGUCUGACGCAAGCUGCCGCUUGGUGCAUUGGAGAGUACGGAGAUUCCUUGCUAAGGGGAGGCCAAUACGAGGAGGAAGAGCUAGUACAAGAAGUCAAGGAACAUGAAAUCGUUGAUCUAUUCACAACUAUCCUCAACAGCAGUUAUGCGACGCAAAUCACCACACAGUACAUUGUCACAGCGCUCAUCAAGCUCAGCACUCGACUGUCUGAUGCCUCACAAGUCACACGGCUGCAGCAUUUGUUGCAACAAUACCAGACUACGCUAGACGUCGAGGUCCAACAGAGAGCUGUAGAGUAUGGCAAUCUCUUUGCUUUCGACGAAAUUCGACGCGGUGUUUUUGAGAAGAUGCCUCCGCCUCAGAUCAAAGAAGAGUCUCGGGUCCUCGGCGAAGCCACCAAGAAGGCUAAGAAGGGUGCCAAUCGCAAAUCGAAGCUCGUCGCCAAACCCACAACAGAUCAAGAUCUGUUAGAUCUCAUGGGGGAUAGCACAUCUGCACCCAUGACUUCACCCACAAACGGGGCACCAAGCAAUACAGAUCUUCUCGCCGACAUACUCGGUGGAAGUGCAUCACCGACUACUUCUCCGCCACCCCAGUCCGCUACUAAUGCGUCAAUAAUGGAUCUCUUUUCUCAAGGCCCAGCUCCUUCAACACCAAGUCCUGCGCCCCCCAGUUCCGGCUUAGAUGUGUUUGGAGCACCUCCACCCCAGCAACCAGUCGCUGCUGCCUCUCCCGCAGGGCUACCAUGUUAUGAUACAAACGGCGUGAAGGUCGUUCUCUACCUCCAACGUAAUGCUGAAGGAGCCGUGCAGGUGACGGCGCGAUUUUCGAAUUCUUCGGGUACUCAAUUAUCGGAUGUUGGCCUACAAGCCGCUGUGCCAAAGACACAGAAGUUACAGCUCAUGAGUAUCUCUAACCCGAAUAUCGCUCCAGGCGGCGAAGCAACGCAAAUGAUGAGAAUUAUGGGUAGCAAAGGACCUCUACGGCUAAUGUUGCGAGUUGGCUACAAACACCCAUCAGCUGGUCAGGUGAUGGAUCAAGUGAAAUGGACGGAACCUUCUUAAGCUGUCGAUAAGCGAAUAGGUACUGCCCGAAGAGCUGGAUUAAGUCAUUUUGGAGAGGAGACAGCAGCAUCGUAUUUGUAAACACUGGGAUAGGCUGAGUGUUAUUAUGAGCUCACUGGCGGCUCAGCUAACAGCAGGGUUUGUUGAUCGGGGGUUGGGGGUAAAAAUAUAUCAAAUAGAAACCGGAAUUAUAUUCCACUUGUGUUCUGGCUACGAUUUGGGUAUUCUCACAACUGUGGUUAUUGUGAUGAGCGUAGGAAUUGUG